Coniophora puteana RWD-64-598 SS2 is the source of this 585-nucleotide messenger RNA. RefSeq lists its product as uncharacterized. The transcript is spliced from 2 exons. The record is from RefSeq and is a predicted model, not a curated record. NCBI's taxonomy places the organism in Eukaryota, Fungi, Basidiomycota, Agaricomycetes, Boletales, Coniophoraceae. The annotation marks the transcript as partial.
CGCACACUAUGGGACAUCGUGUCUCCGUGCUUGCUCACGAUAUUCGCAUGCAUAUACACGUCGGUGCAUCCAAACAUCCCGAGUCCGUACGACGGUCCCUUGCGACGGUUGUUCCGGUCCGCAAAGAUCAUGUCUGUAGCCGUCAUCGCGCCCGAGCUCUUGGUCGCUUGGGCCACUAGGCAGUUCAUCAGCUCACGAAACCUAACGCGCCACGAGACUUGGGGUAUGACACAUAGCUUCUUCGCGUACAUGGGGGGCUUUAUGGUCUAUCACGACGGAAAACCAUGGCGCACCAUAACACCAGCACGGCUUAUCCUGGCCAUACAAGAAGGACAUAUAGCUCCUAUCCGGCUCACAGAAGCCGAGAUCGAAGAUGCUAGCAAAGGCGAUGUCCUGUCUAAAGGACUCGUCGUACUCCAAGUCUCUUGGUUCGGCGUACAACUCAUCGCGCGAUACGUCUAUCAUCUGACCGUGACACCCCUCGAGAUCUCGACCGUAGCUUUCGCUCUUCUGGUCUUCUUCACUUACGGUCUUUGGUGGAAGAAGCCUCUCAACGUCGGCUGCCCUCGGCGCCUUGAAUGGAAA